AUGCCGCAGUACCAGGAGCUGCCCUGCGGCGGGCAGGUGCUCGACAUCGACACGGCGCUCAAGGAUGGCAUCCUCGGGGGCGCGCUGGAGCCCAUGGAUGCCGCGGCGGGGGACGCCGGCAAGCAGCCUGUGGAGCUCCGCAAGAUGAUGGACGAGCUGGACGCGGCCGUGGACGGCGGCGGCGACGAGGCGGUGCCGGCGGUCUUCAUCUGCCCGAUCUCGCUCGAGCCCAUGAUGGAUCCGGUGACGCUCUGCACGGGGCAGACGUACGAGCGGGCCAACAUCUCGCGGUGGCUCGCCCUGGGCCACCGGACCUGCCCGACCACGAUGCAGGAGCUCUGGGACGACGCGCUCACCCCCAACGCCACUCUCCGACAGCUCAUCGCCGCCUGGUUCUCCCGCCGGUACACUCGGUUCAAGAAGCGCUCCGCGGACUUCCACGGCCGCGCCGCCGACCUCGUCCACAGCCUCCGGGGCAUGGCGGUGCCCAGGCGGCAGCCCCUCAAGGGCCAGGCCCGCGUCGCGGCGCUGCGGGAGCUGCGCACCCUCGCCACCACCCACCAGUCCGUCACCAAGGCCAUCGCCGAGGCCGGCGGCGUGGCCCUGUUGACGUCGCUGCUCGGCCCCUUCACGUCCCACGCCGUGGGGACCGAAGCGGUCGCCAUUCUUGUCAGCGGGGUGCCGCUUGAUGCUGACGCCAAGGCCGCACUCAUGCAGCCGGCGAAGGUGUCUCUCGUGGUCGACAUGCUCAACGAGGGCGCGGCGGACACCAAGAUCAACUGUGUCCGCCUCAUCCGCAUCCUCAUGGAUGAGAGGGGUUUCCGGCCGGAGACGGUGGCGAGCCUGAGCCUCUUGGUUGGUGUCAUGCGCCUCAUCCGGGACAAGCGGCAUCCGGACGGUGUCAUCGCGGGGCUCGAGCUGUUGAAUUCGAUCUGUGCGGUGAACAGGCCAGCGAGGAGUAUGAUUGUUAGCAUUGGUGCAGUGCCACAGCUGGUUGAAUUGUUGCCGGAGCUAGCAACGGAGUGUGUCGAGCCGGCCCUGGACAUCUUGGAUGCCCUUUCUGCAGUUCCAGAGGGGAGGAUGGCUCUUAAGGAUUGUCCGCGGACGAUACCCAAUGCUGUCCGCUUGCUGAUGAGAGUUUCAGAGGCAUGCACGCGAAGGGCGCUGUCGAUGCUGUGGACGGUGUGCCGGAUGUCUCCUGAAGAGUGUGCACCUGCUGCUGUGGAGGCGGGGUUGGCCGCGAAGCUUCUACUUGUCAUCCAGAGUGGUUGUGCACCGGAGCUGAAGCAGAAAGCGUCGGAGCUGCUCAAGCUGUGCCGCCUCAACUACACUGACACCCUCUUCAUCUCCAAGUGCAAACUCACAAGGACAAUUCAGUGA
Molecule: messenger RNA, 1380 nt
Organism: Miscanthus lutarioriparius
Lineage: Eukaryota; Viridiplantae; Streptophyta; Magnoliopsida; Poales; Poaceae
Source: the annotation of a GenBank genome assembly